UCUCUCAGUCCUGCAGUGGGAGUCGGGCCGCCGAGUGCCGGGGUUCGUGUCUCCGUGCGUCGGGUCCCUCAGAGCCAUGCCCGCGGUCGUGGAUUCGUGUUCUCUGGCCUCUCCCGCCUCGGUCUGUCAGACCAAGCACCUGCACCUCCGCUGCAGCGUCGACUUCGCCCGUCGGGUGCUGGCCGGGACCGCCGCGCUCACCGUCCAGUCUCGGGAGGACAAUCUGCGCAGCCUGGUUUUAGAUACAAAAGACCUUACAAUAGAAAAAGUGGUGAUCAAUGGGCAAGAAGUCAAAUACACUCUUGGAGAAAGACAAAGUUACAAAGGAUCACCGAUGGAAAUCUCCCUUCCUAUCGCGCUGAGCAAGAAUCAAGAGGUUGUUAUAGAAAUUACUUUUGAGACAUCCCCCAAAUCAUCUGCUCUUCAGUGGCUUACUCCUGAACAGACUUCUGGGAAGAAACACCCAUAUCUCUUUAGUCAGUGCCAGGCCAUUCACUGCCGAGCAAUUCUUCCUUGCCAGGACACGCCUUCUGUGAAAUUAACUUACAGUGCAGAGGUAAAUAGGCAAAUAGGCCCAAGAACUUUGGUUUGGUCUGAAAAAGAGCAAGUGGAAAAGUCUGCUUAUGAAUUUUCUGAGACUGAAUCUAUGCUCAAAAUCGCAGAAGAUCUGGGCGGCCCAUAUGUAUGGGGGCAGUAUGACCUGUUGGUCCUGCCGCCAUCUUUCCCUUAUGGUGGCAUGGAGAAUCCUUGCCUUACUUUUGUAACUCCUACUCUGCUGGCAGGUGACAAGUCACUCUCAAAUGUUAUUGCACAUGAAAUAUCUCAUAGUUGGACAGGAAAUUUAGUGACCAACAAAACUUGGGACCACUUUUGGUUAAAUGAAGGACAUACUGUGUAUUUGGAGCGCCACAUUUGUGGACGACUCUUUGGUGAGAAGUUCAGACAUUUCCAUGCUCUGGGAGGAUGGGGAGAGCUACAGAAUUCGAUAAAAACUUUUGGGGAGACACAUCCUUUCACCAAACUUGUGGUUGAUCUGAAGGAUGUGGAUCCUGAUGUAGCCUAUUCUUCAGUUCCCUAUGAGAAGGGCUUUGCUUUGCUUUUUUACCUCGAACAACUCCUUGGAGGCCCAGAGGUUUUCCUAGGAUUCUUAAAGGCUUAUGUUGAGAAAUUUUCCUACAAGAGCAUAACCACUGAUGACUGGAAGAAUUUCCUAUAUUCCCACUUUAAAGAUAAGGUUGAUGUUCUUAAUCAAGUUGAUUGGAAUGCCUGGCUCUAUUCUCCUGGCCUGCCUCCUGUCAAACCCAAUUAUGACAUGACUCUGACAAAUGCCUGUAUUGCCUUAAGCCAAAGAUGGAUUACUGCCAAAGAGGAAGAUUUAAGUUCAUUCAAUGCUGCAGAUCUGAAAGACCUCUCCUCUCAUCAGUUAAACGAGUUUUUAGCACAAAUGCUCCAGAGAGCACCUCUUCCAUUGGGGCACAUAAAGCGAAUGCAAGAGGUGUACAACUUCAAUGCCAUUAACAAUUCUGAAAUACGAUUCAGAUGGUUACGACUCUGCAUUCAAUCGAAGUGGGAGGAAGCGAUUCCUUUGGCUCUCAAAAUGGCAACUGAACAAGGAAGAAUGAAGUUCACACGACCCUUAUUCAAGGAUCUUGCUGCCUUUGACAAAUCCCACGAUCAAGCCAUUCGUACCUACCAAGAGCACAAAGCCAGUAUGCAUCCCGUGACUGCGAUGCUGGUGGGGAGAGACUUAAAUGUCGAUUAAGAAAGAACCUACCUGUUGAUGACUUCAGAAACUUCAUUUUUUAAAAAAUAAAGUCAUGAAGAAAUAUGAAACUUUGCCUUACAUUAUAAUUAAAAGUAUCUUUAGUUUUGGCUUUUUAU
This is a messenger RNA of Dipodomys ordii (Ord's kangaroo rat), 1881 nucleotides long. RefSeq names its product leukotriene A4 hydrolase (gene Lta4h). Gene Ontology annotation, molecular function: leukotriene-A4 hydrolase activity; metallopeptidase activity; aminopeptidase activity. NCBI's taxonomy places the organism in Eukaryota, Metazoa, Chordata, Mammalia, Rodentia, Heteromyidae. The record is from RefSeq and is a predicted model, not a curated record. Gene Ontology annotation, cellular component: nucleus; cytosol. Gene Ontology annotation, biological process: peptide catabolic process; leukotriene biosynthetic process. Bases 77 to 1762 code for a protein of 561 amino acids. The transcript is spliced from 17 exons.